This is a messenger RNA of Camellia sinensis, 863 nucleotides long. RefSeq lists its product as uncharacterized. The record is from RefSeq and is a predicted model, not a curated record. Lineage: Eukaryota; Viridiplantae; Streptophyta; Magnoliopsida; Ericales; Theaceae. Gene Ontology annotation, biological process: vacuolar protein processing. Gene Ontology annotation, cellular component: intracellular membrane-bounded organelle.
CCCCAAUUUCUGCUUCUGCGUCGUUCUUUCUGAGAUUUUGUUCGAUUAGCUUUGUACUACUAUACGUAUAUAUAUAUAGAGAGAGAGAGAGAGAGAGGGAGAGGGAGAGGGAGAUCAGAGAUGGCGAAUCAAGGGGCGAAGAAGCGAAAGGAAGAGAACAGUCGUCGCCUGAAGAACCUCCUUCGCUUCAUCAUCUUUUCCAAUGUUUUUUAUCUUGUGGUGAGGGCGGGGAUCCUCCAUUCUACUUUCAAGUGGAAGCAUUGGGUUGGCUUCAUGUUGACUUUUUUCGCAUACGUUAUCCCCUAUCAACAACUUGCCAUGAUGGCAAAACCUACAUAUUCUGAAAGUGGGGAGCUUGAAGAUGGUGGGUUUGAUUUGACUACUGAUGGAGUUUGUGGAUAUUUGCAUGAUGUAAUCUACAUUACUGGCUUUGUGCAGCUCACGACUAUCAUCUCUGAAAUUUUUUGGUACAUUUAUUUAGUGAUACCAGCGUUUGCAGCAUACAAACUCCUUGGUUUUGUGAGAGGAUUUAUGUCACUUGGUUCAGAGGGACCUGAAGAGGAUGAAAAGUCGAGAAAAAAGAGAGAGAAGAUGGAGAGGAAAGCUUCAAGACCCAAAUUUGCACGGACAAGAAAUUGAUUGUGCACUUCUGAAAUGAUAGACUGGCUCUUGGUUAGAUCUUAAUGUCUCUCUUGAGUAUGACAGAUUGCUCUGUUAUCUCCAAGUAAUGUGAAAUCAAGUUCGGCUGUCUGGUUUUGGAUGGGAAGAACUUUAAUGUGCUUGUCAUUUUGGAUGGGAGGAACUUUAUGUGCUUGUCAUGGAUGUGUAUUCUCGAUCUAAUGUGUUUUCAUGGUCAUCUUUAA